Diabrotica virgifera virgifera (western corn rootworm) is the source of this 1044-nucleotide messenger RNA. RefSeq names its product putative odorant receptor 71a. Gene Ontology annotation, biological process: sensory perception of smell; detection of chemical stimulus involved in sensory perception of smell. The transcript is spliced from 6 exons. Gene Ontology annotation, molecular function: olfactory receptor activity; odorant binding. Lineage: Eukaryota; Metazoa; Arthropoda; Insecta; Coleoptera; Chrysomelidae. The record is from RefSeq and is a predicted model, not a curated record. Bases 1 to 1044 code for a protein of 347 amino acids. Gene Ontology annotation, cellular component: plasma membrane.
AUGGCAGUCCUUAAUGGAGCAAAUGCUGCUCGCGAGCUGCUUGAUAACAUCAAAUGUAGAAAGAUGACCUAUUUUGGAUACGCCGUACUGAAGACGUUUAUGCUAUAUUUUGAUAAAAAAAGGGUUCAAUAUUUCUAUGACACUAUUACGAACGAAUUCUGGGAUUACCAAAUUGCAGGUCCUGGACCAGAAGCAGAAAUUAAAAGAAAACAUUUUAGAGUCUACCUUCUAUUUGUAUGCGAAGCUGGUGGAGCUUUUGGGAUAAUAUUCUUUCUUUCCAUCCUUCCUAUUAUCGAGAGACCAGAAGGAAAAGUGCCUCUGCCAUUUGUCAAUUGGACACCGUUCGACAUUGACUCUAGUCCAAUACAAGUAAUUUUUCGUGUAACAAUGGUCUUGUACUUAAUGCUAUCAAUAGCUUCAAAUACGGUCUUCGAUGGAUUGUUUUUUUAUGGUGUCGAGCAUCUAAUUGCCCAACUUAUUCUGCUAAAAGUGUUGCUGGAGAAUAUUGCCAAAGAUAUUAUGGAAGAAAAAAAUGAUUGCGAAAAGUUUUCUUCCGAUAAAUUUCAAAAUAUGGUGUACAGCAGAUUAAAAUUAUGCAUCGCUCAUCAUGUAAAGUUGUUAAAGUUUGGAAAAAAUCUUCAGGAAUUUUGUUCAGCAACACUUCUGCCACAGUUACUAAUGACUUAUUUUCUGCUCGUUAUUAAUGGAUUUGUUAUAAGUAUUAGCCCCAACGAAUUAGCUAAAGUCUUCGUACUCUCAUGUAUAUCAACAUGUGCUAUAGUUGAACUUUCAGUAUAUGCCAUACCAGCAUCUGAUCUUCAAUUUGAGGGCUUAUCUGUUAUGGAUUCCACCAUCUGCUCAGACUGGUAUUUGUUCAGAGCUCCGCUUAAAAAAGCAUUAACUUUUAUGUUAAUAAUUACACAAGAACCAAUUUUUAUUAAAGCUGGAGGACUCUACGUAAUCCAUAACCCAGUCAUAAUAGAUGUGGCUCAAAAAGCUUUUUCGGCAAUAGUACUUUUACGUGCUUUAAUAGGAGUUGAUUAG